Molecule: messenger RNA, 1782 nt
Organism: Brettanomyces nanus
Lineage: Eukaryota; Fungi; Ascomycota; Pichiomycetes; Pichiales; Pichiaceae
Gene: MAE1
Product: NAD-dependent malic enzyme, mitochondrial
Exons: 1
Coding region: 1-1782 (593 amino acids)
Biological process (GO): pyruvate metabolic process; malate metabolic process
Cellular component (GO): mitochondrion
Molecular function (GO): NAD binding; malate dehydrogenase (decarboxylating) (NAD+) activity
Source: RefSeq, a predicted model, not a curated record
AUGACUUACAGAGAUACAGAAGACCAUAUUCCUCAUGCAACCAGACUUACCACAUCUGGACCCAUUGAAUGUGACUUGUCUGGUUUCCAACUGUUGAACUCUUCUCUUUUUAACAAGGGAUCUGCCUUUUCUCUUGAAGAGAGAGCUGCAUUUGACUUGAGUGGUUUGCUACCCCCAGUAGUGAACAGCUUGUAUGAACAGGCAGAGCGUGCCUACAUGCAGCUACAUUUUUUCAGGACUCCACUGGCCAAGAGCGACUUUUGCACCUCCAUGCGUGUUCAGAACAAAGUGUUGUACUACAAGUUGGUGAGAGACCAUAUCAAGGAACUACUUCCUAUCGUUUACACUCCUACGGAGGGGGAUGCCAUCAUUGCAUACUCCUCUCGUUUCAGAAAGCCUGAAGGCUGCUUUUUAGAUAUCAACGAUCCAGAUGGAAUUGAUGACAGAUUGCGUCCAUUUGGUAGAGAUAAGGAUAUCGACUACAUUGUUAUUUCCGAUAGUGAAGGAAUUUUAGGUAUUGGUGACCAGGGUGUCGGCGGUGUUCGUAUAUGUGUGGCCAAGGCCUCUUUAAUGACUCUCUGUGGUGGCUUGCACCCGGGCAGAGUUUUGUCUGCCGUCUUGGAUGUUGGUACUAACAACAAAAAGCUUAUUGAGGACGAAUUGUACAUGGGUAACAGAUUUCCCCGUAUUCGUGGUAAGGCUUACGACGAGUUUGUCGAACAAGUGAUGACUUCUUUGCACAACCGAUUUCCUCAUGCUGUGAUUCACUUUGAAGACUUUGGUGUUACUACGGCCAGACCCGUCUUAGAGAGGUAUAGGAAGAGAUAUGCCUGCUUCAAUGAUGACAUCCAAGGAACUGGUGCUGUCGCCAUGGCUUCUAUGUCCGCUGCUUUGAAGGUUACCAACAGAAAGCUAUCCGAUGCUCAGGUGCUAAUCUUUGGUGCUGGAUCUGCCGGUCUUGGAAUUUCCGAUCAGAUUACCAACCACAUGGUGUCACACGGUGCUAGCCGUGAGCAAGCUCACCAGCAGAUUCAUUGCAUUGACAGAUUCGGACUUAUACUCGAUAAUAUGGAAGACGUCUCUUCUGCUGCUCAGAUGUCAUAUGCUGACAAGGCCGAGGACUGGAAAGGAGUUGAUACUAAGAACUUGGUUGAGGUUAUUCGUAAGAUCAAACCCACCGUGAUGAUAGGAUGCUCUACUCAGGCCGGAGCAUUUACUGAAGCUGCCGUCAAGGAGAUGUACAAACACAAUCCCAGACCAAUCAUCUUUCCAUUAUCCAACCCUACCAGGCUUUGCGAGGUUCUUCCAGAAGACGCUCUGAAAUGGACCGAUUACAAUGCCUUGGUGGCCACGGGAUCUCCAUUUCCUCCAGUCAAGGGACAUGUGAUAUCCGAAAACAAUAACUGUGUUGCUUUCCCAGGUAUCGGUCUUGGCGCUGUCUUGGCCCGCUGCAAGUCCAUAUCUGAUACCAUGAUAUCUGCCGCUGUUGAUGAGUUAGCCGAGAUGUCUCCUGCCGUCAAGGACCACCGUCUCGGCUUGCUACCUGAUUUGGAGACUAUUGAUGAAACCUCUGCCAGAAUUGCCACUGCCGUUAUCAUGCAAGCAUUGAAAGAGGGUGUCGUGAACGUCGAGCAAGAAGACUCUCCAAGUGGUGGAAAAGUUAAGGUGCCUAGAGACUUCAACAGAUGCCUUGCCUGGGUGAAGUCUCAGAUGUGGAUGCCUAAGUACAGACCAUUGAUUAAGGUCGAACACGUUAAUGCUAUCCACACUCAUCAGUACUGA